AUGAGCGCGAGCAAAUGGCUCAACGUCUCUUUAAAGACAACCAAAUGCCUCGCGCUUCUGUUGCCGCCGAGACCGCUGAACGCGCUACCGCAGUGCAACGCCAACGCGUGCAAAGCGUGCUCGAGCUUGACGCGCACGUCCAGCGCCAAGUGGCACAGCUCCCGCGGCACGACCUCGCCCAGGUGGCUCGCGUGGUACAAGCCCACGUGCCAGGGCACCUUGUACAAGGCCAGCCCUUGCCCCGUGUGGCCCUGCAACCAGAGCGAAGCGUUAACCUCGAGUGUGCCCGUGUUGCAGCUGUUUGCGUCGUCGAUCUUGGAUGAGAUUGUUGUGGACGGGGACCUCGACGCGGCGACGCGGUCGUUCAUCGCGGCGGUCGCCGCCAAGCUGCUGCCGCUUCUGCAAAGCAACAGUCUCUACAGCUUCCUCUGCGCCGUGCUGCGUCACGCCAAUGAUGCGCAUGACGCUGAAGACAAUGCCAAGCGUCUGUACCUUCUCGGCGAAUUCUUGCUGCUCGAACUGACCAAGACAGAGACGGUCUUGGACCGCACGGUCCGAUCGCUCAUCCGUGUCGUGCAUCUUGAAGGCGCGGCGGUCGUCGUCGAGCUCGCGACGUUGCUCAAGGUGCACGUGUCCAAAGGUCUGAGCAGUCAUGUGGUGUCGUUCCUGCAAGCGAUUCUUGUCGACGUCGCUGACGACGACAUGGCGCUCGAGUGUGUCUGGUACAACCUCUUCAAGCUCUACGUGGCCGACGGUGUCUACGAGAUGCGCCGGUACUUUGUCUUGCAGCUAUGUGACGCUGGCCGGGUCGACAUCGUCUGCGACAUGAGCUGGGGUGCGUUCGAAGCGCAAGUCGAAGAGCUGCUUCUGUGGCAAGCCGCCAACACCCACGCGCACUUGUCGCGGGUGAAGUCGUCGCAGAGCGCGUCGGCCUUGUACCGUCUCCUCUACACCGACAGCUUGCAGUCGCUCGAGCCGUUUGCGCCGUCGAUCAUCCAGGUCCAGCGCGACGCACUCCUUGCGGCCUCCAACGCCGGUCUCGCCUCGGACGCUGGCGACUGCGCGCUCACCGUUUUCUUGGCCUCGGAUGUCCACAAGCAACUGCUCUUGGUCCGCGGCAAGCUCGCGUCGCCCGAGCACAGGCUGGCACUAGGGUCGCCCGCGGUGGUCUCGCUGCUGCCGACACACCUCGCCCCAGGCGUCAACGUCAACUGCAUGCACCAUGGGUCGACACCACUGCACAAAGCUGCUUCUGAAGGUCGAGUGGACGUUGUCUGCCUCUUGCUGGAAAAAGGCGCCGAUGUGAACGCGUCCAAAGCGGAUGGUCAAAGGCCAUUGCACCAAGCUGCUUUCUAUGGUCAAGUGAACGUCGCCCGCCUCUUGUAUGAAAAAGGCGCCAAUGUAAACGCGUCCAAUGCGACGGGUUAUACACCACUGCACUAUGCCGCUGAAAGAAACAAGUCAGAAAUGGUCCAACUGCUCUUGGAUAGAGGCGCCAAAAUCGACGCCAAAAACAAGCUCUUUGUCGCACUGCGCGAGAAGCGCAUUCCUGACGCCGUGCGCAUCCUCCUCAACAACUUUCUCCACGUCAACCUCCGCGACAGCUCUGAGACGCCGCUGCUGCACUUGGUCGUGGCAACGCAAGAUCUGUCACUGCUUCGAUUUUUGCUUCUCAAACCUGACCUCCAAAUCGAUGCCAAAGACUCGACGGGUCGCACGGCUCUCACAGUCGCCAUUACCGCCGACAACGCCGAGUUGGUUCGGGCGCUGUACCUAGCAGGCGCAGUCGUUGAUCUCGUCGACAAGAGUCUAUGUGCUUCAACGCCGACCUUGGUCGCCGCUUUGCGCCAAGCAGCCUCCAUCAAUGACGACAGCACGGUGGAUGAACUACUGCGUCUGGGCGUCAGCUGCUCGUUGGCCAACGAGAAAGGCGAGACAGCGUGGCAUAUGGCGGCUGCAAAGGGGCAUAUGUCCAUCAUCACGAUGCUGCUCCAACAAGAGACCAAGGACGAGAACGGCAUUGACGUGACCAACCAUGCGGGAGAGUCACCCCUUUUUGUCGCUGCUGCUGCCGGCCACGCCGACGUUGUCGAGGCCCUUGUCCUUGGCAACGCAAGCAUGCAUUGCGUCUCUAAUACUGACUCGACGCUGCUGCACGCGGCCAUCCUUGGCGGCAAAACGAGCAUCCUGGACCAACUCUUCUUGUUUUGCGGCGAUGCCAAAGAUGCUUGUGACGAGAUGGGACAGACACCGCUGCACAUCGCGGCUGCCAAGAAUCUCGUUAUCGCCGUAAAGUACCUCGUAAAGGCCAAGGCUAACGUCUUUGCAACGACAAUAACGGGCAAAACGCCAUUGAUGUUAGCGACCGACCGCCGCGUCAUCGCAAUAUUGCAACAGGCUGAAAACAAGGGCAAACUGAAGAAACCUCGGCUCUCGGACGCUGAGCUCGACCAGCUCGUCGACCGCAUCUGCGACUCGGAGGCGAUGCUAAGCAAACUCAUCCAGCGGGUUUGCAACCGCCUCGACAUCGGUCACGAAGCUUUGGAGGUCUCGGUGGAUCGACCCGAGGGCACACGAGGCGCCAACGGGCAUGUACAAGCUGUCUUCGUCAACGACGCCAGCCAAGUGCUGCUGGCUGACGAUAGCCAUUCCAAUGCCGCGAACGAGGCGGCCGACUCUUCUCUGCACCUCGCUGUACAAACCAACGACCACAAGACGUUGAUGUCGCUUUUGCGAUCGCCCGGCAUCAAGGUCGACGUCCGCAAUGCGGCAGGCGUGACGCCGGUGAUUCUGGCCAUCCAGAUGGGCCACCGACGCCUUGCGACGAUGCUCCAGAAUGCCGCACACCGUGCCAUCCCUAGCGUGCCGGCCUCGGACAUUGAGCUGGAUCAAUCUAGUCCACUCUAUGGCACCGUGUACCCGGGCACAUUGAACGGUCGUGUCGUCGCCAUCAAAACGUGCAACUCGCCGUACGUACAGCUGCUCCUCGCCGUCUCGGAUAUCACGACAUCGAGUCCCAAGCUUAUUCUCGAGUACAUGGACGCGGGGGAUUUGCGCAGCUACCUCGACGCCAAGCGACUCGGUGAGCCCACCAAGGUCAACGUCUCACCACUGCAAGUCGCGUGGGUGAUUGCAAAUGCGCUCGCCGAUUUACAUCACAACGGCGUCUUCCACCACGACCUCGAGAGCUACAAUGUCCUUCUCUCCUCGACCAACUACAUUAAAGUCGCGAAUCUCGGUUGCGGCCUCGAGUCGGACACAACGACGGGCAAGAGCACACCGUACUGGAUAGCGCCCGAGGUACUUGCGUCGACGAGCAACUACAGCUGUGCCGCCGACAUUUACUCGUUCGGUGUCAUCUUGACUGAGCUGGAUACGCUUCAAGUGCCGUUUCACGAUGUCAAGGGCCUCGGGUACUGGGGUAUCAUCGACGGAGUCCGUCUCGGCAACCUCCGUCCGACGGUGAGCGCCAACUGUCCGCAGUGGCUGCGAGAUCUCGCCAACGCCUGUCUGUCGUUCGACCCGACGCAGCGUCCGUCAGCACUCAUUAUUGUCCAGGCCCUCCAAGAGCUGCUCUGGCACAUCGAGGAAGCGUUGGUGACGCCUAUCAAGCGUGAGCAAACGGGCAAGCUGGCAGAGUUGAGUACGGGUAGUCCUACGACAUUCAAAUCCGACGAUGGCCCAGAAACUUUGAUCAAGCCAGCGACGAGCGAUGUGGCCAGCGACGCCAAUACAGCAUCGGCUGCCGUCACGCCCACAACGUUCAUGACACCGGCAAAGUCAGCGACGACCUCGAGCGCGAAGUCUAUAAGCACGCAAAUCGUAUGCCGGCUCUGCCAUGCCUCCAACUGGCUCCUGCAGACGCAUUGCCAAGGCUGCGCGGAAGAGCUCGCCCCCGUUGCGUUCAAGCUCAAGAUGCUUCUCAAGCGUCUUAUCGUCGCCAAGAAGAACGGAUUUGAGAUCGACGACGAUCUUUUCUGUGACUACUGCAACACACACCAACCGAUUAAGGCGACCACUUGUGACAACUGCGACGAUGCGCUUCCGGACGACCACGAGAAGCUGCGCAUCCUUAUGCUACGCAUCGAGAAAGUGACAAAGUCCAAGGCCUGA
Messenger RNA from Saprolegnia parasitica CBS 223.65, 4113 nucleotides. RefSeq names its product TKL protein kinase. Gene Ontology annotation, biological process: protein phosphorylation. Bases 1 to 4113 code for a protein of 1370 amino acids. The record is from RefSeq and is a predicted model, not a curated record. Lineage: Eukaryota; Oomycota; Saprolegniomycetes; Saprolegniales; Saprolegniaceae. The transcript is spliced from 28 exons. Gene Ontology annotation, molecular function: protein kinase activity; protein binding; ATP binding.